AUGGAACAUGAUUUGGUGAACAGCCGUAGGCGGUUGGAAUUGAAUUUGGCUCAAGGAGAGGAGCAACAAACUAAAUUAAAGUCAAACGACCAAAACAGAGGUCAAGAAAGACUAGACCCUUCAAAAGGAAGAUGUUUUAAGCCACACCAACAAAAGAAGAAGUUUCCUCUUGGAAGUUGUUAUAAUUGCGGAAAGUAUGGACACUUUAAAAAUGAUUAUCCCGAAAAUCAAGAAGAAGUUGAUGAGAAGGUCCAAGAACAGAAAGGACCAAAUAAACGUGAAUUUGUGGGAGUUAUUGAGUGCAAUGCUGGUCAUGUUGCUACAAUUAUUGAUGGAUGGUGGAUUGAUUCCGGAAUUGGUACAUACAAGUUGGAUCUUGAGGAUAGUGUGAUGUUUCUCAAGAAUGUAAUGUUUGCUCCAAGCAUGAGGCGUAAUCUUGUUUCUGUUCCUGCACUCUUAAAAAAUGGGUUGGAGGUGCGUUUUUAUAACAAACGGGUUUCCAUUAGGAAAGAUAAAAAGAUAUAUGCAAUGGGCAAGUAUGAGCCCGAUCAUGAGUUAUUUAAAUUAUGA
Daucus carota subsp. sativus is the source of this 570-nucleotide messenger RNA. RefSeq lists its product as uncharacterized. Gene Ontology annotation, molecular function: nucleic acid binding; zinc ion binding. Bases 1 to 570 code for a protein of 189 amino acids. NCBI's taxonomy places the organism in Eukaryota, Viridiplantae, Streptophyta, Magnoliopsida, Apiales, Apiaceae. The transcript has 2 exons. The record is from RefSeq and is a predicted model, not a curated record.